AUGAGACCGCAAAACGGUGACGAUGGCUUUGAUGAGCCCGAGGUACAUAGAAAAAUUUUCAUUGGAGGAUUGAACUAUAGGACCUCUGAUGAAUCCUUAAAAGCACAUUUUGAAAAAUGGGGUGAAAUUGUCGAUGUUGUUGUUAUGAAGGACCCCAAAACGAAAAGAUCAAGAGGUUUCGGAUUCAUCACGUAUUCGAAAGCGCACAUGGUGGAUGAUGCGCAACUUAAUAGGCCACAUCGCAUAGAUGGCCGUAUGGUAGAAACCAAAAGAGCAGUAGCCAGACAAGAUAUCAAAAAUCCGGAAGCUGGAGCUACGGUUAAAAAAUUAUUUAUUGGUGGCAUUAAAGAUGAUCAUGACGAAGAACAACUUAGAGAAUACUUCUCAAACUAUGGGAAUGUACAAAACGUCAGUAUAGUUACAGAUAAAGCAACUGGGAAAAAACGUGGCUUUGGCUUCGUUGAAUUUGAUGAUUAUGAUCCAGUUGACAAAAUUUGUUUGAAUGCUCCCCACAAGAUUAAUGGUAAACAGUUAGAUGUUAAAAAAGCACUCCCCAAAGACGGUUCUGACCAAAGAGGAGGACGAGGUGGCGGCGGAGGAGGAAGAAACGACAACUGGGGCAAUGGUGAAAUACCUGUCAUAGGAGGUUACGGGAACAACCAAGGAGGUUGGAACAACUCCAACCCAUGGGACAACAACCAAGGAGGCUGGGGUGGUAACCAGGGAGGUGGUGGUUACGGUGGGGGUGGUGGCAACCAAAGAGGAGGGUGGGGGAACCAAGACUUUGGUAAUUACAAUCAACAGGGAUACAGCGGCGGUCCUACUCGCAACCAGCAGUAUAGCAACAAUAGGUCUGCCCCUUAUAACGUGAACCAAGGAGGAGGCGGCAGUGGGGGUGGUUACGGUGGUAACUACGGCGGCGGUGGCAACCAGGGCAGAGGUGGAAGAUUCUAA
Molecule: messenger RNA, 954 nt
Organism: Danaus chrysippus (African queen)
Lineage: Eukaryota; Metazoa; Arthropoda; Insecta; Lepidoptera; Nymphalidae
Source: the annotation of a GenBank genome assembly